AUGGCAGACCCAGCGACCACGACCCCGCACCAGCCGGACCCGGCCCUCCCACUCCUGGACCACAUAGUCAUCCUCGUCCCGCCCCGAGUGCUGCAGGAUCUCCCGGCCUGGCUGACGGACAACUUCACCGUGAUCACGGGCGGCGUGCACGCCGGCGGCGCGACCGAGAACAAGCUGAUCCUGCUCGCGGACGGCCUGAUCGCCUUCACCGAGGGCGUCGACCCGGCCAAGCGCGCCGCCCACCGCUGGGGCGCCCGACCCGAGGGCCGCAUCGUCGACUGGGCCCUGACGCUGCCCGGGGCCGGAGACGAGUUCCCCAAGGUCCAGGACCGAGUGCGGACCCGCCACGCCGGUGUCGUCUACGGCGAUCCCGUGCCCGGCGGCAGGACCACGCCCUCUGGGACGGAGCUGAAGUGGGCCGUGGCCGACCCCCGUCGGGCGCAGGAUGGAAAGGGGAGCGAUGCUUUGGUGCUGCCUCUCGACGCGGGCGAGGCGCCGUUUUGGUGUUUUGACCGCACGCCGCGCCGGCUUCGGGUGCCGCACGACGUCCCGGCCAAUGUUGAGCAUCCCAGCGGCGCAGUGGGCGUUGCGGGAGUGACGGUUUUUGUCGCGGACUCGGCGAUGCUCGGCUCUUUCAAGAAGGUCUACGAUGGAAUUUACGGCGAGGAGGGCUCCUCUAUCAGAGAGGAUGAGCAUGGAGGGCAUGGAUACAGCUGGAACGUCGGCAUACCAGUUGCGGAUGGCGGGAAGAAACACACCGUCUCACUACGUACGACCACGGCCGGCACCUUUAUCCGGCUGUCGUUGUACUCAACUUCCAACGAGGGGACCAUCGGUGGUGUGUUGCACGACAAAUGGACGGUCGAUUUUGAUCUCAUCAAGGCCUGA
Pyricularia pennisetigena is the source of this 888-nucleotide messenger RNA. RefSeq lists its product as uncharacterized. The transcript has 2 exons. The record is from RefSeq and is a predicted model, not a curated record. The coding region runs from base 1 to 888 and encodes 295 amino acids. NCBI's taxonomy places the organism in Eukaryota, Fungi, Ascomycota, Sordariomycetes, Magnaporthales, Pyriculariaceae.